UUGUAUAGAUAAGGCUCCAAUUCCAAUUACUUGCUUUAUUCCACGUAUUGACGUCUCUCACAAAGAGUGAAGAGACAAAGAAAUGGCGGAAGCUGGGCGCCUUGUGACAACAACAAGAAAUAUAAACUCCAUUUCAAGUUCAUUCAACAAACCUGCACCUAAAUCUUUAACUCAAACAUUCAAAAUCAAAGCUUCUUCAAAGAGAAAUGACAUCUCCUUGAGAAGAAGCAACAAAACAACAAGGCGUCUAAUCACAAUAUCAACAUCAGGAAGCAGAUGGCAAGGGAAAUGGACCUGUGAUUACCUGCUUUCGCUGCGAGACCUCAACUUAGAAGACUUGGUAGAAGAUGAACACAAAAAUGCACACGUCUUCAUCAACCUCUGUAUUGAGAAGCAUGCAAGUUUCGGGUUCACCGUGGAUGGAAGGAUCAACACAUCAUUCACUCGAAAGUGUUGUACCUGUUCUUUGCCAUACUGUAGAGAGAUCAAAGCAAAUUUUAAUGUAUUGGUUCUGUCAUCAAACAGAGCCAACAGGGAGAUUCACCUUCCAGAUAUUGGAGGCGAUGAUCCUUCGGUAAUCUACGUUAAACCCGGGCUUGAAGCCGAUCUAGAUUCAUUGGUACGUGACACAAUUAGGCUUACCACCUCAACCAAGGACACUUGCUCAGAGUCGUGUGAGAAAUCUCAACCCACAGUGCAAUAUAUUGGGGCACAGAACGCUGCAUCUAUAGACAAGAGGUGGUUCAGGCUUUUGGAGCUUAGAAAAUCUAAAGCAUAGAUAACAAGCAAUAUGUAUAUAUAUUGAUGGUUGCUCAUAUAGGCAUUCGAAAACAUGACUGGCCAUUGGUAAAAUUUAAAUUGUUUAUCAGUUUCUAAGUCAAUAUCAAAAUGGAAAAGUGGUUUUCAUCUGCAACUAAAA
Messenger RNA from Cucumis melo (muskmelon), 919 nucleotides. Its product is annotated as large ribosomal RNA subunit accumulation protein YCED homolog 2, chloroplastic. The coding region runs from base 83 to 778 and encodes 231 amino acids. Lineage: Eukaryota; Viridiplantae; Streptophyta; Magnoliopsida; Cucurbitales; Cucurbitaceae. The transcript is spliced from 7 exons. The record is from RefSeq and is a predicted model, not a curated record.